Molecule: messenger RNA, 3693 nt
Organism: Paramuricea clavata
Lineage: Eukaryota; Metazoa; Cnidaria; Anthozoa; Malacalcyonacea; Plexauridae
Source: the annotation of a GenBank genome assembly
AUGUUUGAUGUGGAUGUUGGUGAUAUACAGUUGCAGGAGUUAGACCAGUUGGUGAGAGAUUUGGCUCCCUACCUCCGCCAAAUCAUUGAUGGAGAAGGUCCCCGUGAACGUGCACAACAAUUCACCACCGGGCGAAACAAAGGUCGAACAGACCUGGACUACAACUGCCCAAUGGGCCAUUUUACUGACGAUCAGCAUGAUGUGAUCUACUCAGCAUUGUGCGACAUGUUCUUGGAGAACAAAAAGGAUGAGAAAAGAAUUAAUUUAAUCCUUAGGGUAAAUAAAUUGUAAAUAUUAAUUAGAAUAGCUAGUUCCUUAUGAUGUCAAGACCAUAGUCUGAGAUAUAUGCUAUUAUUAAGGUCCUCUUCCCAGAGACUCUCAUCAAGGUGUACAUGGGAUUUUACAAGCUGGAAUACAACAAAGCUCAGGAAGAGCUGUUCGACAUGCAGCUACACAAGGUUAGUUACAUGUGCUCAUUUGCGAAUCCGUGGAUAAUCCAGUAACCCAAAAUAAUGUGGUUUUUUAAUAUUUUACUAUGAAGGAUGUCUCACUUAAAAAGUACUUGCCUUCUCAACGUGCCACACAGUCGCCGCUUCCCUCAACUCCACUGCUCUUCUCUGAGCCCAACAGUGAUAUAAUUCCACCGACGGAGAUGUCCCUGGGGGAAAAGGUAUUAUGAAAUAUUUUGACUACAUUUUGUUCGUUCACGGCAACAAGUAAAAUCAAUCAUACUUCUAUGGUAUUAGCAAGCGAAACCAUGAUAUAUAAUUGGAAAAAUUGUCCUGAUGUGUUUUUAAUCUUUCUAGAGAAAACGAGCGUCAUGUAAAGAUACAUCAGGAAAGAAACAGCGGGUGGAGGAAGACGAGGAGGACACCAAGAAGAAGGUUUCUACUUCUAACCUUAUAUGUAAAUAUUUUUUAGCCCACUCGCAAUCGGAGCUGACACCAGAAGAUCGUUAUUUACACACAGCCUUUUUUUACAUAGGUGGAGAGAAGACAACGCCCAUGUCCUUUGUGCGAAAAGACAUACAAGUACCUCACUGCACAUCUCAUGACCGUACAUGGCAAGACAAGGGAUGAGGCGAAAGCCAUCUCGGGUACCUGCCGUGCGGUAAAGAAAGGAGUGGUGCAAAAGAGGACGCCACUGCCCUGUCCAUUUGAUGGCUGCGACAAGUUGAUUACGAGGGUGGAUAUCCACCUUCGCAAAACACAUCACAUUAACAAGGAAGACCCUGAAUACCACAGGUUAGCUGAUUGAAAAUUUAUUUUUUUUGUUGCCAUACAAAACUAAAUCACCCAAACCCAAAACACUCAUUCCCUGCAAAAUACUCAUUCCUUCCACUUUUUGUCAGGUACAACAAAGAGAUCACACUGGCACGUGCCAAGAUGAGGCACGCUGAUAAUCUCGCUGCCAAAAAAACGAAGAAGAAGAAGACAUCCAAGAUGACUAACGCUGACCUUUCCCUCCAUGAUAAAAACCUUUCCAAGGCAUUGUCCGAACCAAACAUUUACGAAUCUCCGCUGGGUGCGCUACUCGCACAGCCAAGAAGACCAAAAGCUGAUCCCAAUCUUGCAACCAUCAAGGAAAUCGAGAGCCUGCCGAUACUAAGAUUGUUCUUACACCAUCUCAAGGACUUUGAGGGUGGGUCGAGGAAAGCGGCGGUUUCGAAAGACCACACGAGAAGAGUUUGUCGCCUCCUGUUCGAGAUCGAGGAGCCUGCUAAACGUUGCGUGCAACAGCUCUGGGAUAACAGAAAGAUGAAUAUAUUGCGAAACAACUUCUUCCGGGGCAAUGAUCUUCUCGGGAAAGAAAAGCGGCAACCUCAGACCCUGAAAGCUUACAUCGGCUCAUUCCGACUGUUCCUCCGCUUCGUGAUUGCAAGACAGGAGGAUAUACGGAUGAUAGAUUCCCUGAUGGAAGACGACAUCCGCCUCGUAAAUUCUGCCAUUAUGAGGCUUGACACCUGGCCCAAAGCAUUCAGUGACGCAUCGAACCAAAGACGGGCGGUCAUCAGGAAGCGGGAUGUGGAAGAGAGGCUGACGAAAGCGGACUUCCAGUCUUUUGUCAGCAGUCCGAAGGCAAAAGAAAUCACUCAAGCAUUCGAGGCCCUGGCACUGAAACCCAAAGCUGUAGUAGACAUGCAACAAUUCUCGAACUUGAGGGACUAUCUACUGCUCAGGGUCAUCAUGGCUAGCGGGCAGAGAUACGGAGCAGUUUCCAACCUCACGGUCAAGGAAUUUAAAGAUGGGGUGUGGGCAGAAAAAAAUGGAAUGCCCCUGUAUGUGACUCGCACCCUUCGCCACAAGACAUCAUUCAGCGGCCCUGCAAAGUUGCUUUGGGACGAGGAGUUGAAGGCCUUCGGAGAUAUAUACAUGUCGAAGUUGCGUCCAAUAUAUGCCAAUAAAAAUUCUGUGGCACCAGCAGCGGCCGGGAUACCAGAGACGCCGCUCGUGUUUAUAACAUCAAAUGGUAAUCCUCUCAACGAGUCGAAGGUCAGCCAUCGUAUUGCAGAAAUGGGAAAGAAGGUGGCACCUCAACUGAAAGGUUCCUUAAAGGGCUCAAGAUUAAGGAAAGGUAUAGUCAGCCUGCAGCGUGAGGAAACUCAUGCUGCAGUCUCUAACAAACAACUAGCGAAGCAAAUGGGCCACUCUGUGGCGACGGCACAUAAGCACUACCAUAUUCAAGAUAAACUCGAGGCAGAUGGCAGGGUGGCCGAGUUUAUCGAGCGCCUUACCACUGGAAAUGAUCCACCACAUGUUGAGGUGUUGGCCAAGGAAACCUACGAAGAGGAAGAAACAGACAAAGAGGAGGAAAUAGACGAAGAGGACGAACCGGACAACGAAAAGAAGGAACCAAACAACAAGGGGGAGGAACCGGACGAGGAGGAGGAGGGAGAAGACCGAGAGGCAAAGGAACCAGAGGAAUCUGAACAUCACAAACCAGAACAAGUGGCGACAUCUGUUGUGUCAGAGCCACCCGUCGACGAACAGCUCUCUCGUCUGGAGAAGUUCGAGUUGCUGAAGCUCUUCGAAAGCACAAUGAACAGUGGCACAACAGUCAUGAGGCACAUUGUGCAGACAAGAAUGGCCAGAAACCAGAUUUUACGUAAUGUCGACACCGACGCAGCCAUGCAGUAUAUCUCAAAGAAGACGUCAACUGAGCUAUCUGGGAUAGACAAGGCACAGACAUGGGUGUGCUCAAGUGGCAAUAAGAUAAAUUGUUAUGUUGCAAGCAGCACCACAACAACGGAUUCAGUGCGGUGUUUCACCCAGCUGCAGACUAACCUAAUACAAAAUGCAACCGCGUCCCUGCCGAACAACGCAGAAGCUAAAGCCGUUGUAUCAUCCAUCAUUAACAAUGAAGUCUGCCGGGAUCAUUUUAUUCAGGAGCAAUUUACCAGGCAGCAGCUCAGGGACAAAUUUAAAACAAUACGAAGGAAAGAGGCCCGCCAAAAAAAAGGUAGUGACAUUUAAUGCCUGCCAUUGUAAAUAUAUAUCAAAGUUUAAAAAAAAAAGCCAAAAAGGUUAAAUUAAUAUUAAAGCAACGUUAGAUUUCGUAAAAUUACUAUUUUUUAUAGAUACUAACGAUAAAACGACAUGUAAUAUAUCAAACGAUUCCCCGUCUCCUGGCGCUAUGAAAAAUUUGAGCUAUUACACGUCUUGUCAGGACAACCAAGUCGAAAGAUGUAAGUAA